This is a messenger RNA of Rotaria sp. Silwood2, 1404 nucleotides long. Lineage: Eukaryota; Metazoa; Rotifera; Eurotatoria; Philodinida; Philodinidae. The record is from the annotation of a GenBank genome assembly.
AUGUUAAGCUCACUAAAAAAAUGGGUACAAGAUGUGGCGGUUGAUCUAACACCUCCACCGCCACGAUCGUCACCAUCAACUACUUCAAUUUUCUCAUCAUCUUCAAUACCUGGAUCAACACAACAUAAUUUUUAUUCAACAAAAUUUUCACAUGAACAACAAGAAUCAAGAGAUUCAUCAUCAUCAGCAGUAUAUUUAUCUAGACCAAUAUCAAUGGAUAGUCUACCAAGUUCAAGAACACGUACUAUGUCGAUUCCCCAACCAUCAACAUCGCCAGUUGAACUUGAUUUAAGUCAUUUAAAUCGAGAAGAACAAGAACAUAUUGCUAAUGUACUAAGAAGAGCAAGAGCUGUCGAAGAACAGCAAUCUAAUUUAUUAUCAGUUACUGUUCCUUCUAUCAUGUCUCCACCAACAUCUAUAACAUCUUCAAUAUCUACUUCGUCAUCAUCUUCAUCAUCAAGUUCGAGAAUUAGUUUUACUAGUGAACAACUUGAAAAAAAUGACAAUGAAAUACAAGAUGAGAGCGAAAAAACUGUAACUAUUCCUGAAUCGACAUUUUCAAAUAUUUAUCGAUGUCAAACAUGUGGGAAAGAACAUCAAGAAAAUUCAUCGAACUGUUUUCAAUGUCAAGAAAAAGAAUUUGUUAACCGAGAUAUUGACAACAAUAUUACUUUUUUAAGUCAACAGUCGAUACCAUUAAAAAAAUCAUCAUCACCUAUAUCAAUUACAUAUAAUAGUCAUAAAGAAGAAGAUAAAAUCUAUGAUAAUAUCGAAAUAACUGAUUUAGAACAAAUAAAACAAGAUUCUUCUAUACAAGAAUCAAGAACAACUAUAAAUCAUAAUGAUAUUGAAAAUAAAAAUCAACAAAAUCAAUCAAUUAAUUCUGAUUUAUUACGAACAAAUAAUCUAACAGAAAUUGAUGAGAAUGAAUUUUUCUAUGAAGAACCAAGUCCAUAUGUAGCAGUAAUAAAAUCAAAUCAAAAUGACGAACAGAUUAUAUCAUCAUAUUAUAUUGAUGAAUUUCUUGAUGAAGAUAAAAAUGAUGAACGUGAUCAUGUUAAAGAAUUAGAAGAAACAAUAGCAAACCUAUCUCGACAUUUUCCAUCUGAACAAAUUGAAAAAAUUACACCAUCAACAUUAUCUAUUAAUAAUAUUGAUACAACUUCAAUUCUUGAAAUGGAAAUAGAAUCACCAUCAAUCGAUGAAAUUUCUUUUGAUUCUUCUACAUAUUCUUCGAACACCUCGAUUUCUGUUCCGAUUCCAAUUAAUAAUUGUCGAAUUAAUUUAAGUCGUUCGUCUGGCAUACGAGAGAAUUUAACUGAUCUUCUUAUACCAGCAACAACUAAAUAUCAUCAGACAUUACAACGAACUUUAUCGACACAUAGCAAGGUAAUAGAGUUCUAA